GGACAGUGUUGGUGCUCGAUACUAGUGUACGUUGCUAACGUGCCAAGUGUGCAAUUACAAUUAGAGAAUUAAACUAGCCCAUGAAUCGCGUUGUUCGAUUGUGGACCACAAAUUUGAAGGUCUUUACGGCCGUUGUGUGAAGUUAAGAAUCGUGCACUGCUGCCCGUUUGUUCGUUGGUGCGAAACAGGUUCUAGAGCUAGGUUUGUCCUUAACCAUAAAAGACGUCAUGCAAACCGUCCAACAUCUUACGUCCAAGACAAGCUGGUUCUUCGAUCGCUGAAAAGAGUUCAGCACUCGAAGAGAUGAUGGGCGUGUGCUAGAUUGGCGCGAUGAAAAGCUAACACAACCAACCAAAUCGUCUUCGCUGCACGAUCGAUCGAUAAGAAAAAAGAUUCCAUAAUCGCUGCCUCCAGCCGAAUACAUCUCACGCCGGCAGUCGCCUGAAAGCGGGGCUGAUUGAAGCCUACGGCAUAGCUAGACCCGCUCGGCAAUUAGCUGCGAUAUAACCAUUUCCGACAAAUCACCACCAGUCGCGAGCGGUCCCCACAAAACGACAACAAACCACGCGUGUGCUGCUGUUGAGAGCAAACAGCAGUAGCAAACGAUUUUCCACCCCAGGUCGGACGAACCAUUUCCCUUUUGGCGUCGACGACCACACGACGCACGCUGAAGCCCGGAACAGGAAGUGAAAUUGAAAUUAAUAGUGAAAAAGAGAGAUGAAAAAGUGGCCAGUUAAACAAACCGCAGACGUCAUACAUUCGAUGUGCGGUCGCAGCAAAUAGUAGGUGAAAAAUCAAUACAUAACCCGGAAGCAUCGGUAUCGUGCGAAAACGCCGAUUGUAAGUUUGUGUUGAGCAAAGCAGCGCAUAGUGGAAGCGAAGAGAAAGAAUCCAAGUGCAACUGCUCCGUUAACCGCUCCAAUGUUGUAGAUCGCUCAAGGAUCUGCAACCUUGCAACAGUGGCGGUGUGAAGUGUGUGUGAGUGAGGCGUGUUUGUGUUGGAAAGAGUGAAGUGCAUCUGACGUACGGUGCAAACGAAACGAAGCCCGCUGAUAAUGCUAUCGCGCAUCGGAGGCGGCGGCCAUCAGCAGCAGCCUUCGUCGGCUCCACCAUCACCACCGGCCAUAACGAUGGCGGCGGGCAACCAUCACCACAGAGUGCCACACGAGGUGGACGAUCUGGAUGAGUAUCUGUCCGAGUACAAGCUGCAGGCACCGAUUGAACCCAUCGCCCAUUACGCCGAUGGAGAACUUGAAGCAGAAUGGCUCAAUUCGGCAGGUUUUCCACAGCUAACCAAAGCAUUCGAAGAGGGUCGCGAGCUGUCAGCGACAGAACUAGCUCCGGUCAUCUCUGGUCUAUCGAGUAUGCACGCGGAAGCGGUAAAGCAGCGCGUGAAGGCGCUCAACCGCACGGUACGCGGUCGCACGCGCAACCGAUCGACGAAGAAGCCGGACAUACGGGACGUAUUUCGGGAUCAAGAUUCUUCCAGCACGGGCACCCGGUCACGCAGCGCCACGCCCGACUCGCUCGACUCGCUGCCCGGUGACGAUGCCUGGAAUACGCCGACGAGCAACGGACAUCACCAUCAUCAUCACCCUCACAUACCGAGCUUUGUGUCCGUGUUCGAUGGUAAUGGCGUUGUUCGACCGACGCCCAUCCGUGGCAAACAGCAUCUGCGACGCACGCCCAGUGCACCGUUGCGUGGUUCGGCGGAACUAUUUCGCGGAUCACACAUCCGCUGCGACAUCCCGAUUAAUAAUGAGGGCAUUGAAUUGCUUAACUUCCAAAGACUGGGAACGAUACACAUACCAAGGAUUCGAUCCGGUUCGGAUCCAUCCUGUACGAUCGGACCCCACGCUGGUCAACACAUUUCGGGCACGCGGAGCCACACGAACCUGUACAACGGUACGGCCGUGGUCCGGCGGGACAACGAUGACUCCGGCAACUCGUCCUCGGAGCAGAGCCCGCCGAGUUCGCCGCCACGCAACAGUCUGCUCAGCUCGGUGGAGAACUCGCCGCUUCGCUCGUCGUACGAACCGGUCAGCUUCGAGAGCAUGAUCAAGCAGACGACCCCGUCCGCCGCGGACCAGUGGCAACAGCGGCCGGAAACGGCACGCGAACCCUGCCUCGACAUCGACCAGAUAUCGGAAGGCGAACAGAAGCGGCUGCAACCGCUCCUGUGGCUUGAGUUGGCCUCCCUCUUCGACAAGAACCACGUUUCGCUGGACAAGCGGAAACCGUUCAAGCGAAAGCGCAAGGAGGAAGGCAACGUGUUUGGUGUGUCGCUGAAUGCACUCGUUCGCCGUGACCAGCAGGUCACCGGUGAGGAUACGACCUUGGUGCCGCUAGUGCUGCAGGCCAUACUGGCCGAGCUGGCAGUGCGCGGUGCGCGAGAGGAAGGCAUUUUACGCGUACCAGGCCACAAGCAGAAGACCGAAGCCCUGUACAACGAGAUCGAACACAAUUUCUACAGCAAGCCGGAAAAGAUCGAUCCUCUGAUCAAGAAAGCGGGUGUGCAUGAUCUCAGCGCGCUGUUGAAGCGUUGGCUAAGGGAGUUGCCGCAGCCACUGCUGGCUAACGAUCUGGUGCAUCUCUUCUAUCAAACGAACGUUCUACCUCCACACGACCAGUAUAAAGCGCUGGCGGUGCUGUGCCAGCUACUACCGCAUGAAAAUCGCAACACACUUCGCGAACUGCUCAACUUCUUCCGUCGAGUAGUGGAGCUGCAAGACCUCAAUAAAAUGUCCCAGCAGAACGUGGCAACGAUCAUUGCGCCCUCGUUCUUCCCUCCAAGAUUUGUGCAUCCACCGGACAAGAACGAUAUCGGAGCGCAGGUGCGUAUGGCUGCCCAGUGCUGCCAUCUUACCAACGUGCUCAUAACGAUGACCGACAGCUUAUGGUUGGUGCCACAGCGUCUGAUCGAGCAGGGCAAGAUGAUUAACAAAAAUGGACAGCCAAAGCGUCAGCUAACGCGCAAAGCCAAAAACGGAAGCGGAAGCAUCAUAUCGAUAAACCGAAGUGCUACCAAUGGUGGUGACUUUGUGUUCGACACCAACCACAUCCAUCGGUUAGUGAUCUGAUCGUCGGAGGAAACCGGCACCGGCCGCCACAUCCUCCCUUUUUUGUAGGGAAACCAGGGUCUUACCACCAACCACCAACAAGCUUUAUCACAUCGUCGUCAAAACCAAGAACAUAACGCUAAACGUACUUACACGAAUAUGCUUAAAUAUAUAGUGUUAGUCUUUGAUAUGUACUGUAAUAGUAGUUUAUAGUAAGCUAACAAAUAGGGAGAGAGCGGAAACUCUCACCAAAAUGACCGGUAUUAAUUUAUCUGAUGCACCUGUGCCCUUCUCUAUUCGUUCGCGCUCUGACCCACAUACCUCAUUAGGCGAUAGGAACAGCAGGGCGGAGGUACACAGGACACCGGAUUCUGCGUCUUUGGGUGCUCUGCAAACUACUACAGGUCAGUUAGGGUUUUUGAUGAAAACAAAGAGUGGUGCAAUCUGUCGAUUUAAAUCGUUGGACAAGCGUGCAAAACAGCAGCCAGAAUUAGAGUUAAACUGUAUGUAUAAUCUGUGUGACACGUGCUUACCAUUGUUUUGUGCUAGUUGUUUAUGCAUUCUUCAGCCUGGUCAUUUACACUUAUACGUAGGAGCUAGUUAAUUGCGAUAGAAUGCUCACCAUUCGGUGUGCAAGAAGAUUGUAAAUAGUUGUGAGAUUCGGUUGCGUGCGUGCCUGCGUGUGUUUUCUGGGAAUCAUUUAGGGCUUUUUCAUCUCCAAGCGUUCGUUCCCUCGGCAGUGGAAAUGGUUUAAAAAUAGGAAUCGGCAACGGCCGAUACGCUCAAUCAUAAAUGCUUGUCAUAAGAGCAUCGAUCGUUCUCCACUGCACUGGGUGUUUGUGUUGUUGCGUGCUCCAUGUUGGUCUAAAUUUGGAACCGGCAUAGAUUUGUUCCUUUUGAAACCCCCAUGUCGGAAGAUCUUCAUCUCAAUGGGCCACCAUCGUUAAUGUCACCGACUGGCUGUUCGGAACCAAUCGGUUCCAGAGAUCGUAUGGAUCGACAACGCACACCACACACACACGCCCAGGAAGAUAUAUUUAGACUGACACUUCAUCCAUUAGUAUUAACAGGUUCCAGCUGAAACCGUAACGAGCACCACGCGCGUUGGGCCUAAAAUACAUCAGAUUGAUCGCACGUGUUUAUUGCCCGUGCGUCUCGGGAACGAUCGCUAGCUUAGAGCUUGGGUAGGAAUUUGUACUGGAGCAUAGUCAACAGCAAUAUUUAUUGUACAUGCAGCGAAACCUAUCGUGGAAAAGCAAUGCACGUGGCGUCAGUGUAGUUUGCCACAGGUUUAAAUAAUAUCGUAUAGUAGGAUUAAAAAUGUAGUGCUAAAAAUGUGUAAAACUCCAAAACAGGUAAUACCGUAUUAAACAUUUAAAGUGUGUGGAGAGUGUG
Anopheles stephensi (Asian malaria mosquito) is the source of this 4454-nucleotide messenger RNA. It is a transcript of the gene conu, whose product is annotated as rho GTPase-activating protein conundrum. Gene Ontology annotation, biological process: signal transduction; regulation of small GTPase mediated signal transduction; regulation of actin filament polymerization. The coding region runs from base 1056 to 3080 and encodes 674 amino acids. Gene Ontology annotation, molecular function: GTPase activator activity. The transcript has 12 exons. Lineage: Eukaryota; Metazoa; Arthropoda; Insecta; Diptera; Culicidae. The record is from RefSeq and is a predicted model, not a curated record. Gene Ontology annotation, cellular component: cytoplasm.